AUGACGGACACCUCGCCUUCGGGCCCCAUCUCCCUUAACGUCCGCACCCUCGAGGGCCAGACCCACUCGAUCGACAUCCCCCUCUCCCAGACCGUCCUCCAGCUCAAGGACCACCUCGCCACCCUCCUCAGUGUCCCCAGUCCUCGCCAGCGGCUGAUCUUCCGAGGCCGGGUCAUGGCCGAUGACAAACCACUCACCGAGUAUUCCCUCGAGGACGGACACACUCUCCACCUUGUUACACGUCCAGCCGACGCACCCACCAAUAGCCACAAUGACGCACCUCAGGCAAGACAGACAGCUAGGAGACCAGGAUCCGCUACUGGCAGUGGACCGCUUCGAUUCGACACACGCGACUACCAGCUCAGUAUCAUUGGUGUUGACGAUGGCCCUUUAGACCAACAGAUCAUGCAGGCGCUUGGAGGUCUUGGAGGUGCACAUGGGUUGGACAUGGACCUUGACGGCGGAUCUACUCUGAUUCAGAUUGCAGGCGAACCAUCGCUCCUCCGAUCACUUCUUGGUGCGAAUGGAGGCCACUUUGUACAGCUUGGAGGAGCAGGCCCAGGAACUGCAGAAGCCUUUGAGCAGGCAAGAGCCUUGAGAUCGAGAAUGGUUUCUCACGGACAUGUUCCCUUGGGCGCGAGUCUACCGCCUCUGGAGACGAUCGAAGCUGAAUUGACACGAGUAGCUACUCAACUCAGGAACGUGCAAACCAUUCUCUCCCAUCCAGUCGACCAACUCGAAGGCAUUGAACUGGAGCCACUGGAUGUCCCUCCGCUAGAGGCGGUUAACAGGAACGUCGAUGGGGAUUCAACAGAUAUUGUACGGAUGGGUGGCAUUCUGACCCAGCUUUCAGAAACAAGUCGCGCUAUGGCAAACCAACUUCAGUCGUUGUCGGACCAGUAUAACAACACUCUUGGAUCAUCGGAUCACGCAAACCUACAACGGGUCUCUCACAGAGCAGCGAGAGCCAUGUACAGAUUGGCAAGCGUUCAGAAUACUGUCUUUCCUAUGCUCGCGAACGCCGCUUUUGUUGGCACAGCACCAGGAUCUGUGUCUUAUCGGUAUCAACCCCAGCCACCUGCUGCGACCAAUGUAGUAGCAACUCCACAACCAGUCGCUGGCGAGCGAUCUCCUUCACAGCAGGGACGAACCAUCCAGGGCAUUCCAUUUCCGGCAUUCAUUCGCGGAGCUGGAGCGUCUCCUGUCACUAUGGGUAUGAUUCCCUCUAUCAUGGCACAUGCACGUGCGUCUGCGCAAAGCGUCAACGCUGCCAUGGCGGCUGCCGCAGCUGCGGCCGGUGCACCAGGAGUAAAUUCGACAACACCCGCCUCUACAGCACCUGCCACUGCUACUCCCGCUACAACCUCUACAACCCCUGCAGCUCCUACAACUCCUGCAACUCCUGCCGUUCCACGUACAGCUACCGCCCAAAGGACAGUCCCAGCCGCGUCCGUUCCUGUUCCACAACCUGGCGCUGGACCUAUUGGGCAGAUGGUGCUUGGUCCCAACGGAAGUCUCUCCUAUACCAUUCAAGCACCCAUGAGACUCGCAACCAGGAGCUCUGGACGCUUGCCGACCUAUGCUGCUGCUGCCGCUGCCGCCGCCAAUCCCUUCGCUCUGAACUCGAACCAAGGAAUGCCUACGCGCUUUAUGAUCCCUGCAGAUUUUGCCGGGGCCGGAUUUUUGGAUUUCUGGAGAAACUUGUCAGGACAGGCAACGACUCCUGCCUCCACCACCCCUUCUGCCUCGGCAUCUGCCUCAGGAAGCGCUUCUACGCGUGCUGGCGCAGCAUCGGGCCCGACUCAAGCUGAAGUUAGUUCGAAUGCUUCUUCAUCCUCCCGUAGACGCGAGAGACCAGAAGAUCUCUCACAAGAGGGCACAGACAGAGCGGCAUCCAGAAGGCGACUUGCGACUCAGGUCUCCCAGAUGAAUUCCUCAUUGCUUGAGUUGGAAGAUCGACUCCAGCAUGAACUUGGUCAUAUCCUCGAAAGAUCAGGACUGGGGUUGGGACUGGAAUUAGGAUUAGGGUCAGGACCAGGAUCGGGAUCGGCUGCGCUUUCGAUUCCAGCUCAGAGUUCUCGCUCCAAUACCUCCAAUUCCAACAACACGAAUGCCAACAUUAGCAGCACAUCUCUCCCUUUGGCUCGCACUCAGCCGUCCACACGACCCACUACCACAAGGUCUUCUUCUAAUGACGCACGGAGGACAAGCGGUGCAACUGAGUCGUCGUCCCCUGUCUCCAGCCCUUCGCCAAGCAGCCCGUCGGUCCCAUCAUUAUCGAGCCAAACCAGUAGCAGCAGCGCCAGCUCUUCGGCCGCUUCCUCGGCCUACAACCUGGGACGAAUUGGAGUCUUUAUAUCGGCCAUUCUCAGGAUGGUGGAUCAGCCAAGAGAGGAUGGGUCCCCAAGGACGUUGGCCGAUGUUAUCUGUAACGACCCAGAAUCUUCUAGUACACCUCUACACGAUCUGGUCAGGAAUAUCGCAGAGUCGAUCACUGUGCGAGAGACAAGAUCCAUCGUCGAGGGUCAUCCUGCGCCAAUUCGUAACAUCCACCCUACCCUGAACUCUUUCAUCCGUGAACGUGCAUUGAGCGGCCAGCAGCUGACAGAGAGUAAUCUCGAGUUGGUGGCUGUUAUGUUUGCGCACGGAAUCAUGAAUGCGGUUCACGUGGAGGAUAUUCUCGAGACAUUGUCACCUCCAGUAAGCAUUCAAAUUUCCAGCGCAGAUAUUCGUCGGAUCUCGUUGGAUGUUUUGCGAGAGCACUUCCGCCGGCUCAUCUACCUUGUUGUGGCAGCACCAGCCGGACGAGAAAGUCCAACAUUUGCAAGGGAUGUCAUUCUGUGGAUCAGGGAUGUGGUUGGCGCAUGGAGAGUGUCCUUUUACGGCUUGUUCUCGGAGCGGGAUCAGCCAGAAGCACAACGUAUUGCCACUCACGUCGUCGGUUCAGCUAUUCACGACAAUGGACGACGUUGGGUCGAGCUCUCCAAUCGCGCCACCAAUACCCUUGUCAAUGUUCUCUGCGCGAACAUUGUGCCCAGGCGUAGAGGCGAAGAGCAGGCAGGCGGGCUUGUGGGAGGAGCAUGGCCCCUGAUGGCGACAGGACCUCGUCAGAACAACGCACCCAGGUCGUCAGUUUGCAGAGCGCCAUCACUCCUUGGAUCAACGGCACAUCCUGUCCCCAUGGGACCCAUUGUACCUUCAGUAUCAUCGAAUGACCGCGGCUCGGCUAGUGGUAGCUUCUCGCGGUCGCUUCUCUCCAACUCUACUACCGCGGCCCAGAUUACCCCCUCGCAAGUCUCAUCAGCCGAGGUAGAGACACUCUCUUCAAAUCUGGCAAGGCGCAUCGGCGAAAUGAUGAGCCCUCUUGGAGUCAACACGACUGCGCUUGAGAGUCUCUAUGGCUCUUCUAUCCGUGAAGCCAUCCGGGCAGAACUCGCCAAUAUGAGAGCCUCCACAACAUCCACGUCCACCACGGUCCCCAGCACAAGCAGCUCAUCGUCUGCACCUGCUUCAACUACGGUUCCCAGUUCAAGCAACAGCUCGGAGACCACCACCGCCAAAACCGAAAAGCCCGACGCCCCAGAUCUCAGAACACGCAUUGAAGAUGCCGAAGACGAAGAUAUGGUGUAG
Molecule: messenger RNA, 3630 nt
Organism: Linnemannia hyalina
Lineage: Eukaryota; Fungi; Mortierellomycota; Mortierellomycetes; Mortierellales; Mortierellaceae
Source: the annotation of a GenBank genome assembly